Trichomycterus rosablanca is the source of this 444-nucleotide messenger RNA. RefSeq lists its product as uncharacterized. The record is from RefSeq and is a predicted model, not a curated record. NCBI's taxonomy places the organism in Eukaryota, Metazoa, Chordata, Actinopteri, Siluriformes, Trichomycteridae. The transcript has 2 exons. Bases 77 to 310 code for a protein of 77 amino acids.
CGCCCUCACACGGAGCGCUGCUGAGACAGUCGACUGGAUAACAACACAGAAAGAGAAAUUCUGUCAGUGAAAUAAGAUGGAUGGAGACAAGGCUCAAUAUUCACGCCUUAUGGAGUCUCUGAAGAGGAGACAGCGGCUAGGCCCUGACGAGCUUAGACUUAUUGCUGAACAUGACAGCGAUGAAGAUCAUGAAGGCAUGACCAUUGAAGAGGAGGACUUCAUGGACAUGGAGCUCCUGGAUGAAGGGGAAGAAGAGGAUGAAGAGGAGCAAGAUGAGCAGAGGGAUCAACCAACAACCUCCUAUCGGUAAAUGCAUGUAUUCCAAUAGUGUGUAUUUGUAAAUGUGUGUGUGUACAUAUAUGCUGACAAUAAAUGUCAGCAUUUGCACCCACACACACAAUCAGGGCUGCCAACAAAAAGUUAAAAUUAACAAAAGAGUACAAA